UAUACUAUGGUCAAAGUGGUUGAAGAUCCCGUGCUUUUGGUGGUACACAGAAGUAAUGAGGAUGGGAGGAAAGCUGCUGCUUUGAAAGAGAAUGGGCUAGAGGAAUUGGGGUACCUUCACCAAACUGGGAGGGGGCUUAAAAUUGGUUAUUUCUUUCUGAGCAGGUGCUGGUAUGUAAGAGGCUUGAAAUUGGCAUGGUAAAUCUAAAACAAGUCUCAGCAGUGGUUAGCUGACCUCACCCAGGUUCCGAGCCCUACUCUGCCUGAUAACUUUUUUCUUAAGCCUCAGAGCUGAAAUGUUCCUGAGUUCUUUCCUAUUGGCUGGGAAGACCAAUUGAAGUUCCCUUGCCCAUGUUAGGAGGUGUACGCCUCCUGAACUAAAGAUAGAAACAGCUGGCCCUUCCAGGCAGCUAAAAGCCUCCAGACUAAGAGGUGUUCCCCACUCGGCAGCCAGACUCCUUGAAAUACCCUUUCAGUAAUUUUACCAACGCCUCCAUGUCUCUACUCUGCCAUAACAAAGGCUGUGGGCAGCAUUUUGACCCCCAAACCAACCUUCCUGAUUCCUGUUGCCAUCACCCUGGGGUCCCAAUCUUCCAUGACGCACUUAAGGGUUGGUCCUGCUGCCGGAAGCGAACUGUAGAUUUCUCUGAGUUCCUAAACAUCAAGGGCUGUACUGUGGGACCACACUGUGCUGAGAAGCUCCCUGAGGUCCCUCAACCUGAGGGCCCUGGUACAAGCAGUUCACUUCAGGAGCAAAGACCUCCGAAUGUGAUUCCAAAGUCAGCAGAGACUUUGCGUCGGGAGAGGCCCAAGUCAGAGUUGCCUCCAAAGUUGCUUCCACUAAAUAUAUCCCAAGCCCUGGAAAUGGCACUGGAACAGAAGGAAUUAGACCAAGAACCUGGAGCAGGAGUUGACAGUAGCCUGAUCCGGAUUGGGGCCAGCUGCCAGAACCCAGGAUGUGAUGCUGUAUACCAAGGCCUAGAGAGUGAUGCUACUCCAUGUACCUACCACCCUGGAGCACCUCAAUUCCAUGAGGGGGUGAAAUCUUGGAGCUGUUGUGGCAUCCAGACCCUGGAUUUUGGGGCAUUCCUGGCACAGCCAGGAUGCAGAGUUGGUAGACAUGAUUGGGGGAAGCAGCUGCCAGCAUCUUGCCGUCAUGAUUGGCAUCAGACAGAUUCCUUAGUAGUGGUGACUGUAUAUGGCCAGAUUCCACUUCCUGCAUUCAACUGGGUGAAGGCCAGUCAAACUGAGCUUCAUGUCCACAUUGUCUUUGAUGGUAACCGUGUGUUCCAAGCACAGAUGAAGCUCUGGGGGGGGACCAGCAACUACUCAGAAUUCCUGGAGAGGAUGGAGUGUGGUGUAGCUGAUGUGAAGAGUUGAAGUGCUGCAGCCCUUUUGCUACCAAGAACAGAGUCAAAUUUACAAUGGAGCUCACACUUGGGACGACUGAACUGACAGAUGGUAGGAAAUUAGGCCCUUGGUGAUAUUGUUGAUCCACAGAAGCAAACCAAUUUCCAAGCCCACUCAUCCCCUGGAAUUUGGAACCAAUAGAUCCUCUUUAUUGUUUAAGACUACUGGAGUUGAGUUUUCUGUUACUUACAAAUAAAAAAGCAUAUAAACUUUAUUUUUUUCCUUUUUUAAAAAGGUUUUUAUUGGAGUAUAGUUGAUUUACAAUGCUGUGUUAGUUUCAGGUGUACAGCAAGAUGAUUCAGUUAUACAUAUACAUGUAUUUAAAAAUGUGGAACACUUCAUGAAUUUGUGUAUCAUCCUUGUGCAGGGGCUGUGCUAACCUCUAUAUUGCUCCAAUUGUAGUAAUGUGCUGUAGUAAUGUAGUAAAGUGUGCCAAAGUGAGCACACUUUAAAUUUUUUGAUAAGUUGCCUUACAAAAGAUAUACCAGAAAAAAAAAACAGAAGAAAAAAAAAAAGAUAUACCAAUUUACAAUCCAGCAACAAAAUAUGAGUGUUUCUCUACAGCCUUGCCAAAAUAAUAUAUUAUCAAACUAUCUGAUACUGCCAUUUUUAUAGGAAAAGAGUGGUAUCUUAACAGUCUUUUUAUCAUGAGUAAGGUUAAACUUUUGUUAGUUUGUUUAUGUUUUGGCCACUCUGCUCAGCAUGUGGGAUCUUAGUUCCCUGACCAGGGAUUGAACCUGUGUCCCCUGCAUGGAAGCAUGGACUCCUAACCACUGGGCCACCAGAAUUCCCUAAGCUUUCUAAUAUACUUAAAAUUCACAUAUAUUUCCUUUUUGUCUGCAUGUGUGUGUAUACUACUCAUGUCCUUUGCCUAGUUUUCUAUUUCUCUUUUCUUAUUGCUUUGUAAAAGCUUUUUGUAUCUGAAGUAAAUCAGGUUCUUGUUAUGUGGGUUGAAAUGUACUUUCUGAAUCUCUUCUUUGGCUUUUGAUUUUCCUUUUCCAUUAAAACUUUUUUUUGGCUGCACUGGGCCUUCAUUGUUGCUUGUGGGCUCUUUCUGUUGCAACGCACAGGCUUCUCAUUGCAGUGGCUUCUUUUGUUAUGAAGCGCAGGCUCUAGGGCACUCAGACAUUAAUAGUUGCAGCUCAUGGGCUCUAGAGUGAGGGCUCAGUAGUUGUGACACAUGGGCUUAGUUGCCAUACAGCAUGUGGAAUUCUCCUGGACCAGGGAUUGAACCCGAUCCCCUGCAUUGACAGGCAGAUUUCCAACCACUGGACCACCAAGGAUCUUUUUGCAUUUUUUAAAAAUUUUAUUUAUUUAUUUUUGACUGUGUUGGGUCUUCCUUGCUGUGCAGGCCUUUCUCUAGUUUGUGAGCAGUGGCUACUCUCUAGUUAUGGAAUUCUCUUGUUGUGGAUCUGGUGUAUGCAGACUUCAGUAGCUGUGGCUCCUGGACUUGAGAACACAGGCUCAGUAGUUGUGGUGUAUGAACUCAGUUGUUUGCUCCAUGGCAUGUGGGAUCUUCCUGGACCAGGGAUCGACCCCAUGUCUCCUGCGUUGACAGGUGGAUUCUUUACCAUUCAGCCACCAGGGAAGCCCUUCUUUUUGCUUUUUUAUGGCAAAUAUAUAUAACAAAAUUUAGCAUUUUAAGCACACAAUUCAUUGACAUUAAGUAUAUUCACAAUAUUGUAUAACCUUUACCACUAUUUAUUUCCAGAACUUUCUCAUCCUAAAGAGAAACUCUGUUCCUAUUAAAUGAUAAUUCUCCAUUGUCCCUUCCAACAGACCUGGUAAACUGUUCUAAUUUCUGUCUGUAUGAAUUUGCCUAUUGUAGGUAACUUAUAUGAGUGUAAUUGUACAAUAUUUGAAUUUUUCUCUUAUUUCAUUUAGCAUGUUUUCAAGAUUCAUAUUUAUUGUAACAUAUAUCAGAAUGUUAUUCCUUUUUAUGGCUGAAUAAUAUUCCAUUCUAUGUAUAUACCAAAUUUUAUUUAUUCAUUCAUCUGUUGAUGGACACUUGAGUCAUUUCUCAGUUCAUUUCAGUGGCUCAGUCAUAUCCGACGCUUUGCGACCCCAUAGACUGCAGCAUGCCAAGCUUCCCUGUGAUCACCAACUCCUAGAGCUUACUCAAACUCAUGUCCAUUGAGUCAGUGAUGCCGUUGAAAGGCUGUUGCUGAACAAUAAGAUGCCAGGAUUCUUGGCCUCCGGAGGAGACGAAUUCGAUCCAGGGCCAGAGACAAGGCUGGAUCGCUCAGAGCUUUUGUGUAAUAAAGUUUUAUUAAAGUAUAAAGGAGAUAGAGAAAGCUUCUGACAUAGUCAUCAGAAGGGGGCAGAAAGAGUACCCCCUGCUAGUCUUCAGCUGUAUGUUAUAUAGUCACUUGCAGUCUGUUAAUGAAAAGAAAGGAAUGUCUUAAAAUUUAGAAUGGCACCAGAUAAUUCAUCCCAGGCCAUAAAACAAUUGACUUGAAUCUUGUAGAAGGGCAGAUUACCACGCAAAUAGUUUCAUUUACAUAGAUUAGGGGAACAAUAUCUGAGUAUAACAUACUGGUUUGUCGGGACUCCCCUGGUGGUCCGGUGGUUAAGACUUUGCCUUCCAAUGCAGGGAGUGUCUGGUUCGAUCCCUGGUCAGGGAGCUAAGACCCCACAUGGCUUGCAGCCAAAAAACCAAAACAUAAAACAGAAACAUAUCGUAACAAAUUCAAUAAGGAUUAAAAAAAAAAAAACAUACUGGUUUGUCAAGUAGGUUGAGCCAUUUGGUGGAACCAACUUGAAGACAGAGUCUGGGGUACAUUAACAUAGCUUAAGACAAACAUUUCCAUAAGAAAAAAUGUAUUGGUUAACUCAAGGUUUUGAGAAUAGUUAGCUUCAGGUGAAACCAGGUGUCAUGGCAACACAGCAUUUUAAGUGAAACCUCCUUUUAAAUUUGUAUAGAGAAGGAAAAAAUAUAUCUCUAGUUUGUUUCUUCCUGCCGCUUAAGAGAGAUAAAAAUG
Molecule: messenger RNA, 4390 nt
Organism: Dama dama (fallow deer)
Lineage: Eukaryota; Metazoa; Chordata; Mammalia; Artiodactyla; Cervidae
Gene: ITGB1BP2
Product: integrin subunit beta 1 binding protein 2
Exons: 12
Coding region: 495-1379 (294 amino acids)
Source: RefSeq, a predicted model, not a curated record